This is a messenger RNA of Dicentrarchus labrax (European seabass), 5575 nucleotides long. RefSeq names its product integrin, alpha 9 (gene itga9). Lineage: Eukaryota; Metazoa; Chordata; Actinopteri; Moronidae. Gene Ontology annotation, molecular function: integrin binding. The record is from RefSeq and is a predicted model, not a curated record. Bases 248 to 3343 code for a protein of 1031 amino acids. Gene Ontology annotation, cellular component: external side of plasma membrane; integrin complex. Gene Ontology annotation, biological process: cell adhesion mediated by integrin; cell-cell adhesion; cell-matrix adhesion. The transcript is spliced from 28 exons.
GCGAGCAACAACUUUCUCAGAUUGACACAGAAUGGAGAGAAGCUGACGCACCGUUAUUUACCGGACCGUUAACUUUCCUCCUCAAGCUUUUCCUCAUGCCAUCGCAGCCUACAUGCUGCGCUAGACUAGGAAGAAACAAGUGAGAGAUAGUUUUGUAACAGUUUGACCACUGAAGAGCUGACAAUUCCUCCUUAUUGUUUUUUUCCCCCCUUUCUUCUUUUUGGACACUUUCACCGCGUUAUUACGCAUGAUGCGCAAAGGGAUGGCUUCACUUCGGAGGCAAAAAACGGGAUUACAAAAUGUUUUUUAUGUCUGUCUCUCUAUUUCAGUGGCUUAUUCUUACAAUAUAGACUUAGAACAUCCUUUGGUGUUCCGAGGACCAAAUUCUAGUUUUUUUGGGUAUUCUGUGCUGGAGCAUUAUCAUGACAACACACGCUGGCUAAUAGUGGGGGCUCCGAGGGCAAACUCGACCUACAGUAGCUCUGUGCACUCCCCUGGAGCUGUAUAUAAGUGUCGAGUUCACAGCAACCCGGAGCGACGCUGCACAGAGAUGGAUCUGGGCAGAGGAAACAAGCCAAGAGAGUCGUGUGGGAAGACGUGCCAGGGAGACAGGGAUGACGAGUGGAUGGGGGUCAGCCUGGCCCGCCAGGACAGAGCCAAUGGCAAAAUACUGGCUUGUGCCCACCGCUGGAAGAACGUCUACUACGACUCAGAGCACAUCCUUCCACACGGAUACUGCUCCAUCAUUCCUCCCAACCUUCAGGGCAGGACGAAACCGCUCAUCCCUUGUUACGAAGACUAUAAGCAGAAGUAUGGGGAAGAGCAUGGCUCGUGCCAAGCCGGGAUAGCGGGAGUUUUUACGGAGGAGCUGGUGGUGAUGGGGGCACCGGGGUCAUACUACUGGACCGGGACGAUCAAGGUGUACAACCUGACGUCUGACUCCUUCUACAGCCCAAACAAAGAAGAUGUCGACUCCCACAGAUACAGCUACCUCGGCUACGCUGUGACUGCUGGACACUUCUCUUCUCCUAAUGUAAUAGACAUAGCUGCAGGGGCACCUCAGCACAGCGGCAGUGGGAAAGUUUACAUUUUCAAAAUCGAUGGUGUGUCUUUGGUGAAGAGUUUUCAAGCCUCAGGGAAAAUGAUGGGCUCUUACUUUGGCUCCUCAUUGUGUGCAGUUGAUCUGAACCAGGACGGCCUGUCGGACCUACUGGUGGGGGCACCCAUGCACAGCCAGCUCCGGGAUGAGGGCCAGGUGUCUGUGUACCUCAGCAAGGGCAAUGGGGUGAUGGAGGAGGAACGUGUUUUGAGUGGCGACAAUGCUUUCAAUGCACACUUUGGAGAAUGCAUUACCGCAAUCGGAGACAUAGAUGAUGAUGGAUAUCAAGAUGUAGCCAUAGGAGCACCUAAAGAGGAUGACUACGGAGGAGCAGUUUAUAUCUACCAUGGGGAUGCCACAGGAAUCAUCAGCAAAUACUCCAUGAAACUAUCUGGGCGCAGUGUAAACCCUGGUCUGCAGAUGUUUGGCCAGUCAAUCUCCGGCAAUGUUGACAUGGAUGGCAACGGAUACGCAGAUAUCACUAUUGGAGCUUUUAUGUCAGAUAGUGUGGUACUGCUGAGGACCCGGCCUGUCAUUACAGUGGAUGUCUCCAUCUUUCUGCCCGUCUCCAUCAACAUCUCUGUGCCGCAGUGCCACGAGGGCCACCUGAACCUAAACUGCUUCAAUCUCACCGUCUGCAUGCGCUUCCGGGGAAGACAGCUCCCCGGACAAAUAGAGUUGCUGUAUAACUUGACAGCUGAUGUGGAUAAACGACAGAAGAGCCAGCCUUCGCGAGUCUACUUCACUCAGAGCGGAUCCCAGAUCAGCCAGAUGAGCCAGCAGCUCAGCCUGGACAUCAACAGGGAGGAGUGCCAGCGCUACACUGCCUACGUUAAGAAAGAUGUGAAGGACGUGUUCACAGCCAUCACGUUUGAGGUGGCUUACAGCCUGGGGAAGCAUGUGCUGACGGGACACCAGGAGCGAGACCUGCCUGCGCUCACUCCAGUGCUACGAUGGAGGAAAGGAAGCAAGAUCGCAGUGAGGAAUGAGACUUGGUUUGAGAAGAAUUGCCUGUCAGACGACUGUGCUGCAGACCUGAGGCUUCAUGGGAAACUGCUGCUCUCCGGGCUGUACAGCAAACCACAUUUGGCCCUCGGAGGAGUGAAGAACGUCUCUUUGAACCUGACCAUCUCCAAUGCUGGGGAUGACGCCUACGACACCAACAUCUACUUCAACUUCUCCAGAGAAGUUUUCUACAUCAACUUCUGGCAGAAGGAAGAGAAGGGUAUUUCCUGCGGACUUGUUGAUUUGGACUUCCUCAAGUGCAGCGUGGGAUUUCCCUUCAUGAGAGCACAGACUAAGUAUCAUUUUGCUGUUAUUUUUGACACGAGUCAGCUCUCUGGGGAAAAUGACACAUUGCAGUUCUUAGUUCAAGCAAAAAGUGCUAAUCCUGAGCACAAACUCUCGGACAACAGUUUGGAUCUGUCCAUCCCUCUGGUUCAUGAGACGGACACAACUAUUACUGGUGUGGUGACACCGAGCUCCUUCGUGUAUGGAAACUCCAUCGAUGCCUCGCGUUUCGUCCAGUUGGAAGACAUGGAGUGCAACUUUCAGCCUCUCAACCUCACUUUCCAGGCCAUAAACAAGGGGCCCAGCAGGCUUCCUGGCUCCACUGUGGACAUCAGGAUACCCAACCGGCUGGCUGGCAGCGGAGCUGACAUGUUCCACAUCAUUGAAACACAGGUGGCCGACAGCCGAGGGAACUGCACCCCUCACAGGAACCCGACACCGUGCACCAUCCCCCAGGACAGAGAAAGCAUCUUCCACUCCAUAUUUGCUUUCUUCACCAAAUCAGGACGCAAAGUCUUGGACUGUGACCGGCCUGGGAGAGCGUGUAUGACGAUCUCCUGCAGUCUAGGUCCACAACUGAAAGAAGAAGCUUUGAGCAUAGAUAUAAAACUUCUACUCAACACUGAAAUUCUUAAAAGGGAUAGUUCCUCUGUGAUCCAGUUUGUGACGAGGGGCAGUGUGCAAGUAAAUGACAGGGCAGUGGAGGUGCCAGUGGGCCUGCCAGAGGACAUUUCUCUGGUGUUCGAGGCUCUCCACAGUCAGGAGCCGAGGGGUUACGUAGUCGGCUGGAUCAUUGCCAUCAGUCUGCUGGUGGGAAUCCUCAUCUUUCUGCUGUUAGCUGUGCUACUCUGGAAGAUGGGAUUCUUCCGUCGGCGCUACAGAGAGAUCAUUGAGGCUGAAAAGAACAGGAAGGACAGUGAUGAAAGCUGGGACUGGAUGGAAAAGAACCACUGAGACUUGCAGUGGGGAGGGGGGUCCCAGAGGAGCCAGUGAGAUUAGGGAUUGGGUCAGGGAGGAUCCAAUAGCAUGGGGUCUCGAAGCCAAGCGCCCCAGUGGCACCAGGCCCUUCAGUCUUCCAUAUGUGGAAGAGAAGAAUAUUCUCCAUAUUUUUUGGAGACUUGAUAUUUUUUGUGGGUGGGGGUCCAGGAAACAGGCUUCUGAGGUGACAGUGUGGCUUGCCAGAGGACACUUGCUGUGGAAUUCAGAUAAUCUCAAAGGAGGUAACUCCCAGCCAGCGGAGCGGAGCUGUUGAUGGAGACCCACAUCCGUAUGGGGAUGUGGAGAUGGCAUGAAUACUGGUGGACAACAAAACCCUCAGGGCUGUGUUACAUAGCAAAUUUAUUUUUAUACAUACACUUUAAGCCAUAUUGUGUAAAACUGGGCUUCGAGAAGAGUUGGGGUUUUGAAGGCCAUUAUAAACAUACUGUAUCUACAGUAUGUUUUCCUAAAAGCACUGAUGUUUGAUAAGAAUGAAUGCCUUGGCUCCAUAGCUUUACUUUUUAUGCCAAAGAUAUGUCCUGUAUGGUAUAUGAUUGGAGUCGUUUGUAUAUUCAGUUCUUCCUAGGAGUGAAAGAUUGUAUCUUUUCUUUACCAUUUCCGGCUUAUGAAUAUCUGUUUUACACAUCUGACUGCCCCUCCCACUCAUAGAUAAUCAGCCAGAGCUAAUUCUGUGUGUUAGACCCACACACACAAAGAUUAAGAUGAUUUGUCCUGAUGUGUCAUCCACUAGUGUUGUCUCAGAGGCGCUGGAGGCCCAGUAAAAGCACUCUUUGUGGUCAUUAGGUCCAUGAAAGCCGCCAUUCACAUUUCAAGGUUUGUGACUUUCCAUAAGCUUUCCAUUGUUUAUGGUCGAGCUUUUAACAGAGGCGUUUGUAAGUGAUAAAAGUGAUUUUGUCAGAUUAAAAUUGCAGCCUUUACUCUCUGCAGUGGUUUGAAUUAAUGUCUUGAAAGUGCAAGAAGAGCAAAUUAUCUGAAGCUGCUUUUGCAAGGAACUGUUGCUCAGGUCUGCAGCUAACUUUUGGAACCCCAAAACAUUUCUUAGUCUUACUUGAUUCUGUUGUAAAUUCUCAUUGAAAUACUGUAGGAAAUGAUUCACUCAGCGUCAUGACAGAGCAGAUGAUUUACUUCCAAAACCUUUCCGGCGCUUCACCGAAGCAGGCUAUAUUUAAUUUUACUAUUAUGUUAUUAGGCAUUGGGUUUAAGCAUGAAAUAUACAUUACUCUCCAUGGGCAGAUGAAAGUCUGCGAUGGGAGUCCACCUACAGUCAUUUAUAGGGGCCCAUGGCAUGAGUAAUGCCCUAAAAAUAGGUGGGAAUGUGCUGCACUCAAUCACAACACAUAAACGAGCUCUUUAGGCUCCUGAGAAAAGCUUAUUUUAAGUCAACAUGGAGGAAUGUCAGCGCCCUGAAAAUCUGCCACUAGUAGAGUUCACAACUCCUCGGUACUCAAAUUUUUACCCCACAUGUUCGUUUUAAAGCUUGGCUUGAUCGUGAAUGCAGAACAUAGUCAAUUGAAUUUUAUAUGAUAUGUUGCCAAAGAACCAAGAAUAUUAACUAUUUUAUACAUUUAAAGAGCUUUAUCUCAAAAUAGAGAAGAAGAAUGUAUUAAUGACCCAUCAUGUGAUAGUUCAUUAUAUUGAAACAAAUAUACAAUAUGUCGGGAUGAAACCCUGCAGUCUCACGGAUUUUGGGUAAUUUUUUCAGUAGACCAGAGCUAGAGUUUAACGUGCAAUGCCAAAGAACAAAAACUAUAUUUUAAUAUGUUUCACACUUUUCUCUAAGACUUCAGUGCUAUGACACUUUAUGGCUCACUGUGAUUGCUUGGCUCUCUGUAUGAAUCUUUUAUUGAUCCGAUACACUUUAUUUUACCAUUUAAUUCCACUGGCAUGACGGCAUAUACUGUACACAUUCACGUCUUCCCUCUGCAUCUGUUAAAGCGAUGCUACACCUAUAUGCAGAGAAACUGACACUUGACAUUUUUUUGAUAAUUUUUAACUGUGAUGGUUAUAUUUUGUUUGUUUGUUCGUUGUCGCCGUUAACCACACCGUUAUUUGGGGUUUUGUUCUGAGUAUACUACUGUCACUGAAUAUCAUUUCCAUUAUAGUGUGCUGUAUGUUUGAUGUUAAAAGUCAUGUUCAAGCUGUAUAUUUAUCUGUUGAUAAAUUGAGUGAAAUUCCAUGGCUCUGUAA